AUGGCUACAACUACAACAAUAACAAUGGCUACAACUACAACAAUAACAAUGGCUACAACUAUAACAAUAACACAGACAUCAGCAAACACUUCACAAACAAUUGUCUCAAUAACAAGUCCAGGUGAUCCCAUUGUCGGCUUAUAUAAUACUUCAGCUGGCCAAUCCACGGGUGCUUAUAAUGGCAGAUAUUCGGGUCCUGCUGAAGAGCCUCCAAAAGUUAUUGAUGGUUUGUUAAGUACGAAAUAUCUUAAUUUUGGAUUUCAAGGUUCCCCUAGUGCCAUUUUAAAUGAUCCUGGAGUAAAUACUGGCUUUUAUGUAACACCAACAAUAAGUACUGCUUCUGUGGCUGUUGCUCUUCUUUUUGCAACUGCAAAUGAUUUUCCAAAUCGUGAUCCACUAGCAAUAACUCUCGAAGGAACAAAUGCCACAGACGUUGGGGCACUUAAUCUCGGCUCAAGUUGGACAUUGAUAUAUAGUGGCCCAACAGGUAUUGAUCCUGUAAUCGCUCCUGCUCGCUCAACAUAUGUGCCACCGCAAAAUUUCUCGAAUACAAUUGCUUUUAGAAGUUAUCGACUACUUGUUACUUCACAACGAGGUCCUGAAAAUUCUGUUCAAUACGCUGAAGCUCAAAUCUUAGGUUAUAUUUGA
Rotaria sp. Silwood1 is the source of this 648-nucleotide messenger RNA. Lineage: Eukaryota; Metazoa; Rotifera; Eurotatoria; Philodinida; Philodinidae. The record is from the annotation of a GenBank genome assembly.